UUUUUUUGGCCCUGGUGAGGGUGUCAGAUUGAAUGCUCUGUGCGCAUGUGCGAAGGUGUCCAAACUGACAAUGCUGGGGAGAUGAAGAUAGUGUGUAGCUGCUUCUGGGCUCAAGGAGGAGGAGAAGAAUCCACACGCCGACACGAUGAGAUCCAAGGCGAGGGCGAGAAAACUGCCCAAAAGUGACAGCGAGAUUGUAAAUAAUAUGUACGAGACCGACCCCGAUCUCCUCGCGGGCGAAAGCGCAGAGGAGGAGACAGAGGACAGUAUAAUGUCCCCCAUUCCCGUGGGACCUCCGUCACCCUUUCCCACCAGUGAGGACUUCACUCCCAAGGAGGGCUCACCUUAUGAAGCUCCCGUCUACAUUCCUGAUGACAUUCCAAUCCCACCAGAUUUUGAACUCAGAGAAUCUUCGAUCCCAGGGGCAGGGCUAGGGAUUUGGGCCAAAAAGAAGAUUGAAGUUGGGGAAAGAUUUGGACCCUAUAUGACAGGACAGAGGAGCACAUUAAAGGAAACAAACUUUGGAUGGGAGCAAAUACUGACUGAUCCCGAGGUGACCUCCCAAGAGGGCAAUAUAAAAAAGAUUGCUGAGGACCUGGGCCAUGAGAAGUUCUGUGUGGACGCUGGCCAGGCUGGGGCUGGGAGCUGGCUGAAGUACAUCCGUGUGUCCUGUUCCUGCGACGAGCAGAACCUGGCUCUGUGCCACGUCAACGAGCAGAUCUAUUAUAAAGUUAUUAAAGAAAUUGAGCCAGGAGAAGAGCUCUUGGUGUGUUUGAAGGAAGGUGGUUAUUCCCUUGGGAACAUGGCGCCCAGCAUGGAAGAGGAGCCCUCGUUCCGCUGUGAGGACUGUGAUGAGCUCUUCCAGUCCAAGCUCGACCUGCGGCGGCACAAGAAGUUCGGCUGCAGCGCCGUCAGCUCCCUCUACGAGACCCUCAAUGACGAGAUCAAGCAGGAAGGUCUUGGAGAUGGACAGGUCUAUGAGUGCAAAGACUGUGAGAGGAUGUUCCCCAACAAAUACAGCCUGGAGCAGCACAUGGUGAUCCACACGGAGGAGAGGGAGUACAAGUGUGACCAGUGUCCCAAGGCUUUCAACUGGAAAUCCAACCUGAUCCGCCACCAAAUGUCUCACGACAGUGGGAAACGGUUUGAAUGUGAAAACUGUGUUAAGGUGUUUACGGACCCCAGCAACCUCCAGCGGCACAUCCGCUCGCAGCACGUGGGGGCUCGAGCCCACGCCUGCCCCGACUGCGGCAAGACCUUCGCCACCUCCUCGGGCCUCAAGCAGCACAAGCACAUCCACAGCACUGUCAAACCUUUCAUAUGUGAGGUCUGUCACAAGUCCUACACGCAGUUCUCCAACCUGUGCCGCCACAAGCGGAUGCACGCGGACUGCCGCACGCAGAUCAAGUGCAAGGACUGCGGGCAGAUGUUCAGCACUACCUCCUCCCUCAACAAGCACCGCCGCUUCUGCGAGGGCAAGAACCAUUACAGCCCCGGCGGCAUCUUCGCCCCCGGCCUGCCCCUGACGCCCACCUCCAUGAUGGACAAGUCCAAGCCCUCUCCCAACCUCAACCACGCCGGCCUGGGGUUUAACGAUUAUUUCCCGUCCCGCCCGCACCCCGGGGGCCUCCCGUUCUCACCUGCCCCCCCGGCCUUUCCCGCCCUCACCCCGGGAUUCCCGGGCAUUUUCCCGCCCUCUCUGUACCCCAGGCCCCCCUUGUUACCGCCCACGCAGCUGCUCAAGAGCCCCCUCAACCACACUCCGGACGCGAAGCUCCCCAGCCCCCUCGGGAACCCGGCGCUGCCGCUGAUCUCCGCGGUGAGCAACAGCAACCAGGCCCCCUCCGGGGAGGAGAAAUGUGAAAGCAGCCUGGAAAACUCCUACCUGGAGAAGCUAAAAGCCAGGAACAGUGACAUGUCCGAUGGCAGUGACUUUGAGGACGUCAACACGACCACGGGCACGGACCUGGACACCACUACUGGCACGGGGUCUGACCUGGACAGCGACGCAGAGAGCGACAGGGACAAGGCGAAAGACAAGAGCAAACAGAUGGAGGCCAAGCCAGACUUCGUCAGCAGCUCUGUGUCUGCGAGCUCCACCAACACCGCCAGCGAGAUCCCUCUCUUCUAUUCUCAGCAUUCCUUCUUUCCUCCCCCCGAGGAGCAUCUGCUGCCCACCACGGGAGCAGCCAAUGACUCCAUCAAAGCCAUCGCCUCCAUUGCAGAGAAGUAUUUUGGGCCCGGCUUUAUGGGGAUGCAGGAGAAAAAGAUGGGUUCGCUCCCGUAUCAUUCCAUGUUCCCCUUUCAGUUCCUCCCCAAUUUCCCCCAUUCCCUCUACCCUUUCACGGAGCGGACCCUCAAUCACAACUUGCUGGUCAAGGCAGAACCAAAGUCACCCAGGGACCUCCACAAAGUGGGCAGCACCAGCUCGGAGUCCCCCUUCGAUCUCACCACGAAGCCAAAAGAGAUUAAGCCAAUCCUGCCGCCCCCGAAGGUCCUGCCAGCCCCGUCCUCGGGGGAGGAACAGCCACUGGAUCUGAGCAUUGGCAACCGCAUCCGAGCCAGCCAGAACGGAGGAAGAGAGCCACGGAAAAACCACAUCUAUGGGGAGAGGAAGCUGAUGGCAAGCGAGGUCUUACCCAAGAUUUCCCAGUCUCAGCUGCCUCAGCAGCCGUCCCUGCACUAUGCUAAGCCAUCGCCCUUUUUCAUGGACCCCAUCUACAGCAGGGUGGAGAAGCGGAAGGUGACAGACCCUGUGGGUGCCCUAAAGGAGAAGUACCUGCGACCCUCCCCGCUGCUUUUCCACCCCCAGAUGUCAGCCAUCGAAACCAUGACGGAGAAACUGGAGAGCUUUGCAGCCAUGAAGGCAGACACUGGCACCUCCCUGCAGCCCCUUCCCCACCACCCCUUCAACUUCCGAUCGCCGCCGCCCACGUUGUCCGACCCCAUCCUGCGCAAGGGCAAGGAACGCUACACCUGCAGGUACUGUGGGAAGAUCUUCCCCCGCUCAGCGAACCUGACGCGGCACCUGCGGACGCACACGGGGGAACAGCCCUACAGGUGUAAAUACUGUGACAGGUCAUUCAGCAUUUCCUCCAACCUGCAGCGGCACGUCCGGAACAUCCACAACAAGGAGAAGCCAUUCAAGUGUCACCUGUGCAACAGGUGCUUCGGGCAGCAAACCAACCUGGACAGGCACCUGAAGAAACACGAGCACGAGAACGUGCCAGUGAGCCAGCACUCUGGAGUCAUCACCAACCACCUCGGGACCAGUGCCUCUUCCCCCAACUCGGAAUCAGACAACCAUGCACUUUUAGAUGAAAAAGAGGAUUCGUAUUUCUCUGAAAUCAGAAAUUUUAUUGCAAAUAGUGAGAUGAAUCAAGCGUCAACUUUAGCAGAUAAAAGGCCAGAAAUCCAGGAUAUCGAUGGCAAUUCCCAGUGCCAUGGAUUAGCAAAUGAGAAAACGGAAGAUGUGGACGACGAAGACGAAGAACUGGAAGAGGAGGACGACGACAGCCUGACGGGGAAGUCCCAGGACGAGCCGGUGUCGCCCACGGCGGAGCCCCGGGGGGCCUUCGAGGAUGAGGAGGAUGAGGAGCCCACGUCUCUCACCAUGAGCUUCGACCACACCCGGAGGUGUAUUGAGGAGGACGAAGCCGCCCUGUUAGAUUUGGAGCAGAUGCCGAAUUUUGGGAAGGGGCUGGACCUUCGCAAAGCGGCCGAGGAAGCAUUUGAAGUUAAAGAUGUGUUUAAUUCCACCUUAGACUCUGAGACAAUAAAACAGACUCUGUACAGGCAGGCUAAAAACCAGGCUUAUGCAAUGAUGCUGUCCCUGUCUGAGAACGCUCCCCUCCACACGUCCUCCCAGAACUCUCUGGGUGCUUGGUUGGACAUGGCAGGAGCAGCUUCAGAGUCGGGGACCUUUAACCCCAUCAACCACCUCUGAGAGGUCCUCAAGGCACUGGCCAGAGUCCAAGCGAGGCGGCAGUGGUGCUGCAGCUGUCCUUGCAAAACCCCAGCGAGCAGAAGAUGGAUGAGAGGGCCUCAGGGAGUCGUCUGAACUUUGGGCUGAGAAGGAAACCUGUCGCAUCCGACCUACACGUCCUGCAUUUUUACCCAUCCAGAGUUUUCCUUUCUAAUUUAUCAGAAUGAACCUCUCCCAAACUGGACAACCCUGAUGCAGCCCCAGGAUUUCACUGUCUGUAGGAACAGCAUGAGCAAGACACGAAUUGCAACAGUGCAAUCAAAGAUUGGCCCCUCCAACCUUACAAAGCAGUGUCACUGAGCCAGUCCAGCCUGAGCAGGAACGGCAGCUCGGAGCCACACGACAGCAUUUCCUUCCCAUCCAGCUGAACAGGGAAGUACUGAGGGAAGAGAGCCAGGGCUGACCUGUCCCUGGUGCAAUUCUGACACAGCCGCUGGAGUUAUACCAGGGAAGGGAAAUUCAUCCCAUUUCACUGACCCCCAAAAGAGGUCUGUGCUCCCACAGAAACACCAUCCUGUCCUUUGUUCCCAACAAAAUGUUGGCACGGCACAAAGCUCCUCCGAGGUGAGGCCUGGAGUCAUCCUGCGCUCCGUGCAGGUCCCAGCUGGGACAUCUCCAGCCUGGAACGUUGCUGGGGUCGGCGUGUGGACGUGUCACACAGAUGUGGGUCACCGGCUGUGCCCUGAGCAGCCUCUGCCUGUGAGAGCAGAGGGCUCCCCAUCCCUGCCAGUGCUGUGAGCCCAAGCUGCUGCCCGGGCUGGAGCUCACAGUGUCUGGGACAGAGCCGUGCCCAGCCAGGGCGGUGGCAGUGGUGGCACUUGGGAGUGAUGGAGCUCCUGGCAGUGCUUGGAAUUCCCUGAGCAGAGAGAUCCCAGGGUGAGCCCUUCCCUGGCUGUGCACGAGGAAAUGUGUGCUGGGCAAGUCUCACCCCACCGAGGGCAACUGGGACACAUCCUGUGUCACCUCCCGGGGGUUUUGGGUGCCAUCAUUCCCUGCUGAUGGUGUCUGGGGCUGUGGCAGAGAUCUCUGAUUCACACCGUUGUUCUGGCCUGUUGGAUGGUGCCUCUGCACCACCCGCUGCUGCUUGGCCUGUAAUUUAAGUAGAAAGAUUAACAUUUCCGUGCUCCAGCAGCCUGAGGGUGCAGAGCUCUGCUCAGGCACAGAGAUAAAGAAUCGAGUUGUCUCUCCAACCUUAAGAUGCUCACAGAUAUUUUAUGAGUGAUUUUAAAUCGCUUCAAAGCCUCAUCUCCUUUGCUGAUACACAGCAGCCUCCAGAAAUCCUCUGGGCUUUCUGCUGUUCUCCAUUGCAAUUGCAGCUGGAGCAGGGAAUUUGGAGAUAACAUUGAUUUACUGAACAAUUAUGGAAGCCAUGUGCAGCCUCUCUGCCUGCUCAGUAUGGAAAAGGGCAGAUGGAGGUUUCUGAGCCAGUCCAGAGUGGGAAACCUCAUUCCAUCAAGCCAAAACAACGGAACCACCUCCCUGAGUAAAGCAGAGGUGGUGGUGGGAGUGAUCUCUUUGCAAGGUCAGCUUUGCUCCCAAGAGCACACCCGAGGCUGUUUUUAGGGAGCCAGGAGCCUCAAACUGUUCAUGGAGGAAAACAUCAAAGGUGGCUUUGGUGCAGAAGGAACACAAGGUAAAUUAGCAGCAUCAGCGUGUUUCCCAAGAAAAUUGAUCCUCCUUUUUUUGGUUUUCCACAACAUCCUGUGAAAGUGCCCAAGGCCCUGAGAACACCAGUCAGUGUAACCGAACUGCUUCAUGUAUUUGCACAAAGCUCUUGGGCAGGGGAAGCCCGAGAGCCAACACUGUCAGAGGAACCCUGGCUCUGCAGAGGGGAGGGACAGCCCUGUCCCAUCCCAUCCCAUCCCAUCCCAUCCCAUCCCAUCCCCACUGUGGCAGCUGCAGCACAGCCCUGCCCAGGCACUUGGCCUUUAAAUUAUUCCCACAGGGGCCAACUGAAAAUAAUAAAAAGAAUUCUUUCUUUUCCUGAUGGAAUUUAUUUUAAUCUGUAUAUAACUUGUAAUUUUGGGCUAAUUCCUUUCUUAUUUUAUUUCUUCCUUAACAGUAUUUUUUGCAUUAGGGAUCAUUCUUGUGAAGAAACAAUGUUAAUAUAAGUAUGUAGUGAAGGACCAAAAUCGUGUGGUUAAGGUUGGAUGUUGGAUGAUGGAUAACCAGGGAGUAGGAAGAUUUUGUCCAUGUGCCAAAUGCCCCCAGAUCAGUCCUGCCAGUCGUGCUGCCAAUUCUCCAGACAAUCAUCCCUUGGGUUCCCUUUGCCUUGAAGUGCCCGGGGUGUUGGAGGAAAGUUCUAGUGAUGGCCUUGGCUGGUUGGGAACCAGCACCAGCUCCCCCAGUGCAGGAGGAGGAG
Messenger RNA from Neopelma chrysocephalum (saffron-crested tyrant-manakin), 6347 nucleotides. It is a transcript of the gene PRDM16, whose product is annotated as PR/SET domain 16. Bases 146 to 3946 code for a protein of 1266 amino acids. Gene Ontology annotation, biological process: regulation of transcription by RNA polymerase II. The record is from RefSeq and is a predicted model, not a curated record. Gene Ontology annotation, cellular component: nucleus. The transcript is spliced from 17 exons. Gene Ontology annotation, molecular function: DNA-binding transcription activator activity, RNA polymerase II-specific; RNA polymerase II cis-regulatory region sequence-specific DNA binding; protein binding. NCBI's taxonomy places the organism in Eukaryota, Metazoa, Chordata, Aves, Passeriformes, Pipridae.